AUGAGUUUUCAAGAUAUAAGAACAGUAGGAGGAACAAUUUAUGCUACGUAUAGAGAUGCAUGCUUCGCCCUUGGAUUCUUGCAAGAUGACAAAGAAUUCAUUGAUGCAAUUAAGGAAGCAAGCUCAUGGGCCUCAGGAUCAUAUGUUAGGAGGUUAUUUGUCAUUCUAUUAACAUCCAACAAUAUCUCAAGACCAGAACAUGUCUGGGAUAGAUGUUGGCAUGAACUCUCAGAUGAUAUUUUGUAUCGACAGAGAACUGUGAUGAACAUGAGCGAGUUAACAAUGUCAGAUGAUGAGAUUAAGCAGUUGUGCUUAAUGGAUAUAGACAAGAUCUUACAUUCCUAUGGUAAAACCUUGAAAGACUAUCCUCCUAUGCCUUUAGCAACUGAAGUUGAUAAUUCUUUGUUAACCGAAAGGGUUAUAAGGGAAGAGCUAAACUUUAACAGGGAUGAUUUAAAGAAAAAUGCCUCAGACAUGUUAGCCAUCACAACAAUUGAGCAGAGAUAUGCAUUCGAUAAAAUUGUUACAUCUGUGUAUUGUGAUGAAGGGGGUUUUUUCUUUGUGUAUGGUCAUGGAGGUACUGGAAAAAUAUUUCUCUGGAACCUUAUGUCUGCUGAGAUUCGCUCAAGGGGUGAUAUAGUGUUAAACGUUGCUUCGAGUGGUAUUACGUCUUUACUUCUUCCCAAUGGAAGAACGACACACUCAAGGUUCAAAAUACCGCUGAAUAUAACUGAGGAUUCUGUAUGUAACAUCAAACCUGGUUCUCCUCAAGCAAUGUUGCUGUUGAAAGCCAGACUUAUAAUUUGGGAUGAGGCUCCAAUGGUUAGUAGGUACUGCUAUGAAGCACUUGAUAAAUGCUUGGGUGAUAUCAUGAGGUGUUCUCCAACAUAUAGAAAAGAUUUGCCCUUUGGAGGAAAAGUGGUUGUACUAGGUGGAGACUUUAGACAAAUUUCUGUCAUUCCACGAGGAUCGAGACAAGAUAUCAUUCAUUCAACCGUGAAUUUGUCUUACCUUUGGAAGUUUUGUCAGGUGCUCAAACUAACAAAAAACAUGAGACUCUCUGUAGGGACGACUGCUUCAGAUCAAGAUGAGACAGAGCAAUUUGAUGAGUGGUUAUUGAAAGUUGGUGAUGGUCUAAUAGGUGACAAUAUGGAUGUUGAAUCUGAGAUAUGUCUUCCAGGAGAUAUUGUUAUUCCUUCUUUGGACCAUGUAUUUGAUGAGUUAGUUCAUUUUUCUUAUCCAAAUAUUUUGGAAAACAUGUCCUCAAAGGAUUUUUUCAAAGCAAGAACUAUACUGGCUCCCACACUAGACAUCGUUGAAGAGGUCAACAACCAUCUGAUGGCUAUCGUUCCUGGAGGGAAAAAAGUAUAUCUUAGUUCGGAUUCUGUAACGACCCAACUUCCAGUUAGUGUUCUGGUGAUGUUACUGAGGAAUAUUGACCAAUCCAGUGGUCUUUGUAAUGGUACAAGGCUACAAGUUAGGAAGCUUGAAAAUCAUGUCAUAGAAUGUGAAGUCUUAACGAGUAACAAUGUUGGUCAUAUUGCUUUGAUUCCAAGAAUGAAUAUGGUACCAACAAAUGAAACCGUCCCAGUUAGAUUCUAA
Molecule: messenger RNA, 1602 nt
Organism: Arachis ipaensis
Lineage: Eukaryota; Viridiplantae; Streptophyta; Magnoliopsida; Fabales; Fabaceae
Product: ATP-dependent DNA helicase pfh1-like
Biological process (GO): DNA repair; telomere maintenance
Molecular function (GO): DNA helicase activity
Source: RefSeq, a predicted model, not a curated record